Messenger RNA from Malania oleifera, 784 nucleotides. Its product is annotated as large ribosomal subunit protein eL28z-like. The transcript has 4 exons. Bases 132 to 560 code for a protein of 142 amino acids. The record is from RefSeq and is a predicted model, not a curated record. Gene Ontology annotation, cellular component: ribosome; cytosolic large ribosomal subunit. Gene Ontology annotation, molecular function: structural constituent of ribosome. Gene Ontology annotation, biological process: translation. NCBI's taxonomy places the organism in Eukaryota, Viridiplantae, Streptophyta, Magnoliopsida, Santalales, Ximeniaceae.
GGAAGACGGUCGCUAGGGUUAUGGAGUCCAUAUAAAAUGUAAUUCCCAUCUCCAUCUCUUCGAUAUCUCUCGCCCGCCCAACCGCAGCAGAAGAUCUCCUCGCAGUAGCAAACCCUACAGGUGAUACUGAAAUGGCGACUGUUCCGGGGUCGUUGAUUUGGGAGAUCGUGAAGAAGAACAACUCCUUUCUGGUGAAGGAGUUUGGGAACGGGACUUCAGGCGUGCGGUUCAGCAAGGAGAGCAACAAUCUAUACAAUGUCCACUCCUACAAGCACUCUGGGUUGGCAAAUAAGAAAACAGUUACGAUUCAACCUAGCAAGGAGAACUCUGUUGUGCUUGCGACCACGAAGACCAAGAAGCAGAACAAACCAGGGCUUCUGCUACACAAAUCUGUCAUGAAGAAGGAAUUUCGGCGAAUGGCAAAAGCAGUUGAAAAUCAGGUGGCAGAUAACCACUAUAGACCAGAUUUGAAGAAGGCAGCCCUUGCAAGGUUGAGCGCGGUGCACAGGAGCCUCAAGGUUGCCAAAUCUGGUGUCAAGAAGAGGAACAGACAGGCUUAAGUGACUGAAUUAUGUGUACCUCAUCUUUUUUACAUCAUAUUUAUUUCCAGAUGCUGGGUUGUUGAUGUUCUUUUUGAGAAUUGCAAAUGCGAAUUUUGCUUUUGCUGCUUAAACUUUAAGAGAAAAUAGUCAGUCUUUUUGGCUUGCUCCAUUUGUUAUUGAAGGUACUUCAAAAUUUUCUUGUCAUGGUCCAUUAAUAUAGAUAAGUCAGGGUUUUAUGGCCA